UGUUUCAUGCACCAAACACACUAACAUGGCUUCCAUAACCUUCCUACUGUUACUCCUUCUUGCUCUUAUCAUUCCUCAAGGGUUUGCCAACUAUGAGAAACCUCCGGUUUACAAACCACCAGUUGAAAAACCACCCGUUUAUAAGCCACCGGUAGAGAAGCCUCCUGUCUACAAGCCUCCGGUUGAGAAGCCUCCAGUUUACAAACCACCAGUAGAGAAACCACCCGUUUAUAAGCCACCGGUAGAGAAGCCUCCUGUCUACAAGCCUCCGGUUGAGAAGCCUCCAGUUUACAAACCACCAGUAGAGAAACCCCCCGUUUACAAGCCACCGGUAGAGAAGCCUCCAGUCUACAAGCCUCCCGUUGAAAAGCCUCCAACCUACAAACCACCCGUAGAGAAGCCUCCAGUCUACAAGCCUCCCGUUGAAAAGCCUCCAACCUACAAACCACCCGUAGAGAAGCCUCCAGUCUACAAGCCACCAGUUGAGAAACCUCCGACCUACAAACCACCGGUAGAGAAACCUCCAGCAUACAAGCCACCAGUUGAGAAACCUCCGGUUUAUAAGCCACCGGUUGGAUAUCAGCCACCAGUUUACACGCCUCCAUUCUAGAAGCCACCAAACCAACCAAGUACCCUAUGAUGGUACUUGUGUCUAGAAAAUGCUAUUAAGGAAGUAUGCUAAAUAAGAAAUAUAUAUUCUUGUAAUCUUCAUUUCAAUGCUUUGUUUACAAUGUUAUUGCGAAAACAAGAUUGUGAGUGUAAAACUGAGAAAGAAAAUUCUGCUUUUGUUCUCCAUAUUAUAAAUAAAAGCAUUAUGAUUUAAA
Molecule: messenger RNA, 824 nt
Organism: Lathyrus oleraceus (garden pea)
Lineage: Eukaryota; Viridiplantae; Streptophyta; Magnoliopsida; Fabales; Fabaceae
Product: repetitive proline-rich cell wall protein 2
Exons: 2
Coding region: 26-610 (194 amino acids)
Molecular function (GO): structural constituent of cell wall
Source: RefSeq, a predicted model, not a curated record